This is a messenger RNA of Drosophila grimshawi, 690 nucleotides long. Its product is annotated as zinc finger protein 706. Bases 237 to 470 code for a protein of 77 amino acids. The transcript is spliced from 3 exons. The record is from RefSeq and is a predicted model, not a curated record. Lineage: Eukaryota; Metazoa; Arthropoda; Insecta; Diptera; Drosophilidae.
AAUAGUGCCAUCACUACACAAAAUUUAACACAACAAAAUUAGAGGCCUCAAUUCCUAAUAUCAUAAAAAAAAACCUGCAUCACAAAAAUUAAAGUCUAAAAAAAGGUGACCAAUUUCGGGUAUUAAAAAGAAUUCGUGUUCCCUCAUAUCUAAAAGCUUGAAACAACUGCGUUUUGCGUCCAAUAGCGCAAUAUAAAAUUAAAAUUUAGGGUUAAAUACAGACGUAUUGCGUUAAAAUGGCACGCGGUCAUCAAAAAAUACAAUCGCAGGCAAAGGCUGCCGACAAACAGGCAAAAAUGAAAAAGCAGCAGGGCCACAGUGCCAACGAUCAAAAGAAGGCGGCCCAAAAAGCACUAGUGCAUGUGUGCGUCCUGUGCAAGUCACAAAUGCCGGAUCCUAAAACUUACAAGCAGCAUUUCGAAAACAAGCAUCCAAAAAAUGACAUGCCUGAGGAGCUAAAAGACUUGUAAGCUUUGGGGCAGUUUCAAUUGUAACAUGAAAAUGUCAUCAACGAAACGAAUUGCCUACCUGUACAAAAAAAUAAUGCAACAAUAAAAAUAUAAACAAUCAAUAUUUUGAAAUGAAAAAAAGAAUUGCUACUUUGACCCCGCAAGAUUAAUUUUUUUUAUAAAAUACAUUAAAUUGAUUUUAUUAAGAAUAAAUAUUCCAUUUGGAUUUAUUAACAAUUCA